AUGUCAUCACUUUUCUCCCAGACUAACGCCAAUGGGACAGUUGCUACCCCACAGCCCACCUGGUUCCAGAACCACAAGAAACGAGUCAUUCCCAACCAUUUGGUUCCUAAAAAGAAGCCUGGGUUCCAAAUUGCAGCUUCGGCGACUUCGAAAAGUAAAAAGGAUUCAGAACUGGGAAAAUCAUCAUCGUCUGGAUCAUCUUCUUCGGCCCUUUUCUCGUCAUCUAACGACCAGUUCAAUAUACUUUCUUUCGGCAGCCAACUGAGGAAGUCUGGUACCGUAUCUCUGGCCAAUGGUAUCGUCGAUAGAAGAAGUAGCGUGGGUACUCUCUUCGACACUACGGCCAAUGAACUCACUCGUUAUGAUGAAACCUUUAACGAAACUGUAGUUGAUGAUCUAUACAAUACCAGUCUUAGCUAUGGCGAAGAUAUGCCUCCUACAAGAUCCAUCCACGACUUGAACAAUGAAAUCUUGAUAUCAUUGAAUAAACCAGUUCAACAAAUUGACUCGUUCAUCAAUAAAGACCCUAAAAAUUUCAACAAUGUCUUCAAUCGUGAUGGCGCUACCAAUGAAGAUAUAGCUGACGUCGAAGAAAGACGAGCUUCCAUCAACCCUAUGGUCCAUAGUGAGUCAGCUAUCUUGGUUUUUGGCUACCCUGAGUCGUUGUCUAACCAAGUAAUUCAGCAUUUCAAGGAGUUUGGUGAUAUCUUGGAAAAGUUCGAAGUCAAUCAGAAAGUCAAUUCCUUACUUAACAACAGUAGCCAAGUCAAGGGCAAGAUUGUGCCCAUAUUCAGUGGCAAUAACUGGGUAAAGAUCACGUUUGACAACCCUGCUUCUGCCGUUGAUGCCUUACAAGAAAAUGGAGUAGUGUUCAAUGGAGUUCUUUUGGGUGUCAUUCCUUAUAGCAAAAACGCAAUUGAAAAGCUCCAAAAACGUAAAUUAACUGAUAGCGAAGAUAUUGGAGGAGGUAACAUUGACUUGUCUACUCUAAAUGUCAACUUGAACGAAGAGAAAGACGACACCAAGAAGUCUAAUACUGCUGCACCUAAUGCUCAAGCAAACCCUACUACCUAUACUACUAGAUUAGACGUUAAGGAUGGCUCGCAGUUCUUUUUGAAGGCGGACGGUGACCAACUUAAAAACAAUAACAACAACAAGGCCAAAGACGAAAAGUUGGGGCUCUUGGGUAGUGUCACCAGGUAUAUCUUUGGAUUCCAUGAAUUGUGA
Molecule: messenger RNA, 1227 nt
Organism: Scheffersomyces stipitis CBS 6054
Lineage: Eukaryota; Fungi; Ascomycota; Pichiomycetes; Serinales; Debaryomycetaceae
Product: FG-nucleoporin
Exons: 2
Coding region: 1-1227 (408 amino acids)
Biological process (GO): NLS-bearing protein import into nucleus; nuclear pore organization; regulation of DNA-templated transcription
Cellular component (GO): nuclear membrane; nuclear pore central transport channel; nuclear pore nuclear basket
Molecular function (GO): single-stranded DNA binding; structural constituent of nuclear pore; phospholipid binding
Source: RefSeq, a predicted model, not a curated record